Capsella rubella is the source of this 651-nucleotide messenger RNA. RefSeq names its product glutaredoxin-C3. The coding region runs from base 59 to 454 and encodes 131 amino acids. Gene Ontology annotation, biological process: cellular response to oxidative stress. The transcript is spliced from 4 exons. Gene Ontology annotation, cellular component: cytoplasm. NCBI's taxonomy places the organism in Eukaryota, Viridiplantae, Streptophyta, Magnoliopsida, Brassicales, Brassicaceae. Gene Ontology annotation, molecular function: glutathione disulfide oxidoreductase activity. The record is from RefSeq and is a predicted model, not a curated record.
AAACAAAUAAAUUAAAAAAGAUAAUACAGUAUUCCGACGACCGUGAUCGAAUCGUGCGAUGUUUGACCAGCGUAGUCGCCGUGUUACGGUGGUGGCGCUGCUAUUACAAUUGUUGGUUCUGAGCGAUCUGUCGAAUUCCGUCGGAGCUGCGAAUUCGGUGUCGGCUUUCGUCCAGAACGCCAUAUUGUCCAACAAGAUUGUCAUCUUCUCCAAGUCCUACUGCCCGUAUUGCUUGCGGUCGAAACGUAUAUUCAGCCAACUUAAGGAAGAGCCAUUUGUUGUUGAGCUUGAUCUGAGAGAGGACGGAGAUCAAAUCCAGUAUGAGCUUCUUGAGUUCGUUGGUCGCCGUACUGUCCCUCAAGUUUUUGUAAACGGCAAGCAUAUUGGUGGAUCAGAUGAUCUUGGAGCUGCUUUGGAGAGUGGUCAGCUGCACAAGCUUCUUGCUGCGAGUUGAUUUUGCACAACCUGGAGUGUGGAGCUAAUGUUAUUUAGAGGAAAUAGGAAUAUUUGCUAGUAGUAGACUUAAUAAGUCAAUUUGGUAUGUGUCUGUGUUAACUGACUCGAUUUCUGCUUAUAUAAGUUGUGAUGCAUUGAUAAAGUCUUGAUCUUUUGGUGUCGCAUUGCUCUGGUGAUUGAAUUGCUUUCAUAUUC